UCUCUCUCUCUCUAUCUCAGUACCAAAGAAGAUAAAAAUUUGGGGUGAAAUUGGGAGCCCGGGAGACGAGUAGUUUUCAAAUUCCACCCCAUCCCCACCCCUCCCUCCUCACCACCUGCUUUUGCUCUCUCUCUCUCUCUCUCUCUCUCUCUCUCACAAUUCACGUUUCUCUCCUCUCUCCCUUUUUGGGUUCUCAAAUACGUUUCGCUCCCGCCAAAAACCCACCCCCUCUCCCCCACCCCUCACACCUCUCUCUCUCUCUCUCUCUCUCUCUCUCUCUCUCUCUCUCGCUCGCUCGCGCCCCCGCCACGUGCGCUGGGGCGAAACCCUACUUCUCCCCCUCUCCAAACCCCCUCUCUCCUCUCUCCCCUCCUUUCCUUCUCCGUGUGCGUACAAAAUAUAACGCAUCCUUUGUACGCAUCCCCUCUCUCUCUCUCUCUCUCUCUCUCUCUCUCUCUCUCCACACCUGUCCCCUUCUCCUCUCUCGCUCUCUAGGGCGCUCUGCGGCUGUUGGCGGCGGCGAUCGGCUUCGUCGCGGAGCCGACCGAUCGGUAAUCCUGGAUCAUAUAGUUAUCUAGGCGCAAAGGAUAGUACCUACCUUGAGACAGCUGACACUUAAAUGUUCUUUUCUUCCACUUUGUUACCUGAGCAUGGGGCGAGAAUGGCAAGGAAUCCUGGUUCUGCAGAGUCAACAGGUAAGAAGAGAGGUAGAGGAAAACUGCCAAAAAGUGAAGAAAAAAUUACAGAUGAUGCCAAAACGGAACAUAAAACACCAACAGAUUUAAAGGAAAAUCAUGCGAACAGAAUAAAAAAUGAUGAAGAGCCUAUAGUCUCCAAGAGGCCAAAGAGAGCUGCUGCAUGUUCUAACUUCAAGGAGAAAUCUCUCCGAUUGUCCGAAAAGUCCACAUUAAUCAAUACCAAGAAAAAUCGUGUUGAGGAUGAAGAAAUAGUUGCUGUGGAAUUAACCAAACUAGGCCCAGAAGAUCCUCCACCCUGUAGGAAACUAAUAGAUUUCAUCUUGCACGAUGCUGACGGAAACCCACAGCCGUUUGAGAUGUCUGAAAUCAAUGAUUUUUUCAUUACUGCUUUGAUUAUGCCCAUGGAUGAUAAUUUGGAAAAAGAGAAAGAAAGAGGAGUGAAAUGUAUAGGAUUUGGACGAAUUGAAUCUUGGGCAAUUUCUGGAUAUGAUGAAGGUUCACCGGUUGUUUGGAUUUCAACUGAAACUGCCGACUAUGAAUGUGUAAAACCAGCAAGCAGCUAUAAGAUUUUCUAUGAUCAUUUUUUCGAGAAGGCGCGGGUUUGUAUUGAAAUUUAUAGAAAAUUAGCAAGAUCGACUGGUGGCAAUCCUGAUAUGAGCCUUGAAGAAUUACUUGCUGGGGUUGUCCGUUCCAUGAGUGGACAUAAGAGUUCGAGUGGAUCAAUCAGUAAAGAUUUUAUCAUCUCUCUUGGCGAGUUCAUAUAUAACCAGCUAAUUGGAUUGGAUGAGACAUCAGGGAACAACGACGUGCCUUUAGCCACUAUGCCGGCUCUUCUUGCUCUAAGAGAUGAAUGUAGAAAUAGAAUAGAUUUCAACAAGUUUAAUCCAAGUGUCUCAAAUGGGAGUUUGAAGAUCAAGGAUGGAGAAAAGGAAGAGACAAUUGAGGAUGAAGAUGCGAAAUUGGCCAGACUGUUGCAAGAGGAAGAAGAGUGGAAGCUUAUGAAGCAGCAGAGAAGCCGCCGUGGGUCAAAUUCCCAAAAGAAUGUCUACAUUAAGAUUAGUGAAGCAGAGAUUGCUAAUGACUAUCCUCUACCUGCAUAUUAUAAACCCUCCGUUGAAGAAAUGGAUGAGUACAUCUUUGACAGUGAUAGUAUCUAUCCUGAUCUUCCGAGAAGAGUUCUUAACAACUGGGCUCUGUAUAAUUCUGAUUCGAGGCUUAUUUCCUUAGAACUCAUCCCAAUGAAACCCUGUGCAGAAAUUGAUGUGAUGAUCUUUGGUUCUGGUUGUAUGAGAGAGGAUGAUGGCAGUGGGUUCUGUUUAGAGACUGACCUAGCUCAGUCUGGUUCAAGUUCAUCCGAUCAACUUGAUGUUGGAGGCGUUCCAGUUUAUCUAAGCUCAAUCAAAGAGUGGAUGAUAGAGUUUGGGUCUUCAAUGAUUUUCGUUUCUGUUAGAACCGACGUGGCCUGGUACAGGCUAGAGAAACCCACAAAACAGUAUGCUCCAUGGUAUGAACCAGUACUUAAAACUGCAAGGCUUGCUAUAAGUAUCAUUACCCUGUUGAAAGAACAAAGCCGGGUUUCAAGGCUUUCUUUUGCUGAUGUGGUUAAGAAAGUUUCAGAGUUUGACAAAGGACAUCCGGCGUAUAUAUCUUCAAAUUUAGCCCUGGUUGAGAGAUACAUUGUUGUACAUGGGCAAAUUAUUCUUCAGCAAUUUGCUGAAUAUCCAGAUGAUACUAUCCGCAAAUCUGCCUUUGUCACUGGUCUGGCGGUCAAGAUGGAGGAGCGACGGCACACAAAGCUGCUAAUGAAGAAAAAAGUUUUGGUGCAGAAAGGGGCAAACUUAAACCCAAGUGCUUCAAUGGGCCCUAUAUUAUCAAAAAGAAAAGUGAUGCGUGCUACCACCACAAAGCUGAUCAAUAGGAUAUGGGGAGAUUAUUACUCAAAUUAUUUCCCAGAGGGUUCAAAAGAGGGUGGAGGGAAUGAAGCAAAAGAAAUUGAAGAGGAACAAGAAGAGAAUGAGGAGGAUGAGGUUGAAGAGGAUGAAAUAUCAGUUCAAGAGGAGAAGACUUUGAAGGUUCAGCCAUCCUGUCAGACAAGAAAAUCCAGAUCCAAUAACAAGGAAAUAAAGUGGGAGGAAGAACCAAUCGGGAAAAUGGUUUCGGGUGAAAAUCUUUAUAAAUGUGCUAUUGUUCAUGGAGUUGAAAUUGCUCUUGGCAGGGUGGUGACUGUAGAAACCGAUGAAUCAGAAGAAGUGCCUAUGCUACUAGUGGAGUUCAUGUACGAAAAAAAUGACGGCACGAAAAUGGCUCAUGGCAGGACAAUGAAGAGAGGGUCACAGACUGUUCUUGGAAAUGCAGCGAACGGGAGGGAGGUUUUCUUAACCAAUGAAUGCAUGGACUUUGAAUUAGGAGAUGUAAAAGAAUCUAUAACUGUAAAUAUUCGAUUGUUGCCCUGGGGGCACAUGCAUAGAAAGGAGAAUACUAUUGCGGACAAGAUGGAUAGAGCAAGAGCUGAAGAGAGAAAGAAGAAAGGAUUGCCUACGGAAUACUACUGUAAAAGUUUAUACUGGCCUGAGAGAGGUGCUUUCUUUGCCCUUCCGUAUGAUAGUUUGGGUAUUGGAAGUGGUGAAUGCUACUCUUGCAAACAAAAAGAGCUGGGUAGGGAUGAGUUUAAAGUAAUCUCCAAGACUAGCUUUGUCUAUAAAAAGAUAGAGUACAGUCUUCAUGACUUUCUGUAUGUUAGACCUCAAUUUUUUGCUGAUGAGGAGGAGGCCCGUGGCACGUUUAAGGCUGGCAGAAAUGUGGGUCUAAGAGCCUAUGUGGUGUGUCAUUUGCUGGAGAUUGAGGCUUCUGCGGGUUCUAAACAAGCUAGUCUGUCAUCAACAAAGGUCAAAGUGAGGAGAUUCUACAGGCCUGAAGAUGUUUCAGCUGCAAAAGCUUACUCCUCUGAUAUUAGAGAAGUGUAUUACAGUGAAGACAUAGUAACUGUGCCAGUGGCGAUGAUAGAUGGGAAGUGUGAGAUUAGAAAGAAAAACAACCUUCCAACUUUGGAGCUCCCGUUGAUUAUGGAUCAUAUAUUCUUCUGUGAAUAUUCUUACAAUCCUCAAACUGGAUCUCUCAAGCAGUUGUCUGCCAAUAUUAAACUCUCGUCUCCGACACAGAAGUUAGCUAACACUAAUUCGAGAAAGAACAAGGGAAAGGGGGUUUGUGAAAGUGACAAAAAUAAUUCAGACAAAUGGACAGAUGUACCACAAGAAAACCGAUUGAAAACUCUCGAUGUCUUUGCUGGUUGUGGAGGGCUAUCAGAGGGUUUGCAGCAAUCUGGUAUCUCCUUUACAAAAUGGGCGAUUGAAUAUGAACAGCCAGCCGGAGAAGCUUUUGGUGAAAACCAUCCAGAAACGUUGAUGUUCGUAGAUAAUUGCAAUGUGAUUCUAAGAGCUAUUAUGGAGAAGUGUGGGGAUGUUGAUGACUGUAUUUCAACUACUGAGGCUGCUGAACUAGCAGCUAAGCUCGACGAAGAAAAGAUUAAGAAUCUGCCAGUGCCUGGUCAAGUAGAGUUUAUCAAUGGAGGACCUCCAUGCCAGGGAUUUUCUGGGAUGAACAGAUUUAACCAAAGCACUUGGAGUAAAGUUCAAUGUGAGAUGAUCUUGGCGUUCCUAUCUUUUGCUGAAUAUUUCCGUCCCAAGUACUUUCUUUUGGAGAACGUUAGAACCUUUGUUUCUUUCAACAAAGGCCAGACGUUCCGACUAACUCUUGCUUCACUCUUGGAGAUGGGAUAUCAGGUUCGGUUUGGGAUUCUAGAAGCUGGCGCUUAUGGCGUUUCGCAGUCAAGGAAAAGAGCUUUCAUCUGGGCAGCUGCUCCGGACGAAGCCCUUCCGGAAUGGCCGGAGCCUAUGCAUGUCUUUUCUGCCCCUGAGCUCAAAAUAUCGAUGCCUGGUGAUGUGCACUACGUUGCUGUUCGGAGCACCGCUGGAGGGGCUCCUUUUCGGUCUGUCACUGUAAGGGAUACAAUUGGUGAUCUUCCCCCUGUAGAGAACGGAGCUUCUAAACCUACCAUUGAUUAUGGUAGCGAGCCAAUCUCCUGGUUCCAGAAGCAAGUUAGAGGAAGAAUGGUCUCCUUGAACGAUCACAUAUCUAAAGAAAUGAAUGAACUUAACCUAAUUCGGUGCCAACGCAUUCCGAAGCGUCCGGGUGCCGAUUGGCGUGACCUGCCAGAUGAGAAAGUAAAACUGUCCACAGGGCAAAUGGUGGACCUGAUACCAUGGUGCUUGCCUAACACAGCUAAGAGGCACAACCAAUGGAAGGGACUUUUCGGAAGGUUGGACUGGGAAGGUAACUUCCCUACUUCCAUUACAGAUCCCCAGCCCAUGGGAAAGGUCGGCAUGUGCUUCCACCCCGACCAAGAUCGCAUCCUCACUGUUCGCGAAUGUGCUCGAUCUCAAGGUUUCCCAGAUAGCUACUGUUUCUUAGGCAACAUUCAGAAUAAACAUAGGCAGAUUGGGAAUGCUGUGCCGCCUCCUCUCGCCUACGCGCUGGGGAGGAAACUGAAGGAAGUUAUAGACGCGAAGCGUUCUUCAGCCUGACUGGAUUUGUUGUAGCAUGGAGGGCUCCUCUGUCUAAUUUUUCAGUGGUGCCAUUACACCAACAUUGGUUCUGCUUCUUUCUUGUACAUGUCCUAUACCUGUUAUACUCAUUUUGGAAACUUGAUAACAACAUUGAGAAACAUCUCCAGAACCCUGUUGUAAUUUUUCUUUUACUUCUCAACCAUCUGUUGUGUGACAAACUUGAAGAAAUAUUCAGUUGAGACCCCUGGAAAUCGGCAUAGUUGUUAUCUUCGAUGGUUGUAAGAUGACAUACUGCAAAAAUAGCAGCUCUUUAUUUC
Molecule: messenger RNA, 5577 nt
Organism: Ananas comosus (pineapple)
Lineage: Eukaryota; Viridiplantae; Streptophyta; Magnoliopsida; Poales; Bromeliaceae
Product: DNA (cytosine-5)-methyltransferase 1B-like
Exons: 14
Coding region: 620-5278 (1552 amino acids)
Cellular component (GO): nucleus
Molecular function (GO): chromatin binding; DNA (cytosine-5-)-methyltransferase activity
Source: RefSeq, a predicted model, not a curated record